UAAACUGGGCGCCGGCUUGCCUGGCUUGUCCGGUCAGUGUACAUCCUCAAUUCCUUUCGGUCGCGCGCUGUCGCGUUUCCACGUCACCUGCGGCUCAAUUAGGUUUUUGGCGCGCGGGGGUCUCGCUCCGCCGUUUCCGCGCUUGAUUAGGGAGGAAAGAAGAGGACCGGAGGGAGGAGGGCACGUGCACAGAACCCGAGACAUCAGUUGAGUUCCAGAUGCGCGCGCGCGGAGGGCGGGAUGGAGAUGAAAGAAGACUGAAAGAAGAAGAAGUAGAGGAAGACACACGAUGGCGACCACCACCAGCCUGUCAUUACACUGUCCUGACUGUGGGGAACCAUGUGGGUUUGGAGACCCACAGACAGGACACACCUGCAGGAAGAUCUGUCUGAUUCCCAGGCGUAAGUCUGAGGGGGCGGUGGUGGCUGUCUCUGCCCAGCAGCAGUGCUCUCCUCUGGGCCACAGUCCGAUCAGUCAGCCGCUACGUCUGGAGCUCCUGGACGCUCUGAGUUUGGCCUCCUCCGCCGCGGUUCCCCUGAGUCAACUCCUCGUCCGCCGGCACGCCCCCUCCUUCUCCCCGCUGAUGGCCGUGGCGGUGUCCGCGGAGCCGCGGUCGGAGCAGGUUGUGGCGCAGCUGAACGUGCCGUGGGGCGCGUGGGGGCGGCUGGCGGUGGAGGCCAGGCUGCAGCAGCUGGCUCUGGAGGUCCAGCACCGGGUGUCCUCCCGGCUGAGCUCUCUGCAGGAGGAGGUGAAGAGAAGGAGCGUGGAGGUCCGCCGGGCUCGGAGGGAGAGCGAGAGGAUGGAGCGGGAGAAGCGGGAGGCGGAGCAGAGGGCGGCGGAGCUGGCCCGGCAGGUGGAUGUGUCGGUGGAGAUGCUGGCCAGCCUGAGGCAGGAGCUGAUGGAGAGAGAGGAGGAGCUCAACCUCAAACAUCAAGAGGUGUGUGAGUUGGACAGGUUUGUGAGAGACACUGCGUUUAGAGAAGCGAGUGCUAAGAUCCGUCUGCAGGGCUUUAUUGAGGAUUUAUUGGAGAGGGCAGAGAGAGCAGAGAAACAGCUGCAGAACCUCCACACACACUCCGACACAGGAUCCCCCCACGGACACCUCGUCAACCGGGGAGUGCCGUAUCAGAGGAGCUACAGCGUAUCGGGGAUGUCGAGGUGCUGUUACCAGCAGUACGAUCGCAGGGGCAGUCCACUCAACAGGUACAGUGGCGGCAGGAUGCGGACCCUGUCUGUGGGCUCCGGGGGGUGUGAGGUGGAUUGGGACGGGGCCCCGACCUCCCUGGAGGCACAGUAUUACCAUGUACUGUGUGAGGGUCUCCAGGGGUCUCCACAGAGGGCCCCUCCGUCCCCCUUCUGGACUCCCCACACUCAGACUGAAGGAGAUUCAGACAGCUGGUCCAUCUACACCACCGAAUCCCAGGAGGACCUACACCACCACAGACACUACAGGACAUACAGCAAGUCAGCACACUCCUCUAUUCACUGCCCAUCCUGUCACCAUAGCAACAAGUCAUCUAAAUCAAUGAUGUGUUCAGAACGGAUGAGGAUGAGGGCGUGGCUUUUCUGCGUCUUCACUUACCUGGACACCCGAUCCCUACUCACUGCUGCACAGGUGUGUAGGGAUUGGUGGAGUGUUGCUCGUCACCCUGCAGUGUGGACCAGAGUAUCACUAGAAAAUGCUCGCAUCUCAUCCAAGUUUUUAGUGACUCUGUCUCAGUGGUGUAGUCAGACACAGUCGCUCUCUCUGCAAAACCUGAAACCUCGAUCCCGCAACCGAAAAGAGAGUAAAGAGGAGUAUCAGAAGAGCACAAGGGGUUGUCUGGAGGUGGGGUUGGAGGCGGUGCUAAAAUCAGCUGGGCGGAGCCUCCUGUCUUUGACUAUCUCUCAUUGCCCGAAUAUUCUGACGGACAGGUCUCUGUGGCUGGUCAGCUGCCACUGCCGAGCACUGCGCACACUUACAUACAGGAGCUCAUCAGACCCUGUUGGUCAGGAGGUGAUCUGGGCUUUAGGAGCUGGAUGCAGAGACAUCACCAACCUGCACACAGCACCUCUACAACCAUGUCAGCAGCCCAGUCGCUUCAGUAACCGCUGCUUACAGACGAUUGGUCGCUGCUGGCCUAACUUGCAGCAGGUGGGAGUGGGCGGGGCUGGCUGUGGCAUUCAGGGAUUGGCCUCUUUGGUGAGGAACUGUGCAGGUGUGACUGUGCUGGAGCUGGACCACAUGAGUGAGAUCAGUCAGGAGGGGGCAGCAGAGCUGUGCAGAGAAGGACUGCAGCAUCUCCACAUGCUGAUCUUCAUCUCCACCCCCGUCACGCCUAAAGCCCUCCUGCACUUUAACAGUGUGUGUGUAAAGCUGAAGAACAUUGUGGUGCAGAUGAGUAUUGCAGAUUAUUUUGAGGAUGCUGAGAGUGAAGAAGCAAAGAGGCUUUUUGAAGAGAUUGUCAGUAACCUGCAGGCUCUACGGAAAAGACCGGGUCUCGCUGACAUCCUUCAGAUUAAGGUGGACAGACCGUGACGCCAUCAGCUGGAAUAUUUUACAAAGGAAACCUGUGUGUAUAUCACUGUGACAUUCUACCUGACCAAAUACACACACACACUCACACACACAAACACACACACACUCACACAGUCAGAAAUAUAUUGCACACAGCACAACAUGACACUAUUGAUACCCCUCUCAGGUCUUGCUUAUGUCCAUAUAAAUGCUUAAGUGUAUAUACACCUGUUACACACCUUCACUACGCUAUACUGUACUAUACUAUACUGUACUAUACUAUACUAUACUAUACUAUACUAUACUAUACUAGAAAUGCAGAUAUACUAUAAUGCACUGGACAAUAAAACACUGCUGCAACACUUGUCAGUGAUUGGGCGGCGCAAGGUGCUACAUAUAAAAUCAGGAACUUUCAAUAACAAUAACUUCCUGUAGUCUCUGUAUGACGACUAUGAUGUCUAACUCAAACUUGACGGUUAAAUACUGUUUAAAGUAUUUAUUCUGAUGUGUCUGCUGUGUGUUUAUGAUUCUCAUAUCAAAUCUCUUCAAUGGUGCAAAAUGUUGCUGGCUUGUCUUGUGCACAUUUUAUGGCGUAGCGUCUAAAACACAGGCUGAAGUGUAGGAAUGACAUUGAAUCUGAUUAGGGACAAAGAACACAGAGACUAUACUGUAAAUAGUGGCAUGCAGAAGUGUGGGAUCCCUUCAUUUACGUCACAGUGAAUAGCUAAGUGAGUAAAAGAUGAAACAUGUGCCAGAGAUUUCUGUAAGUCUUUAGCUGACACUCUAGGAUUCUUCCUCACCUCAUUGAUCAUUCUGCGCUGUGCUCUUACAGUCAUCUUUACAGGACUUUACCACGCCUAGAGAGAGUAGCAGCAACAGUGCUGAACUUUCUCCAUUUGUAGACCGUCUGUCUUACCGUGGACACAUGAACAUCAGGGCUUUUAAGAUAUGAACUCGCCAAAGUCAGAGCUGUGACUCUUAAAGGGAAUGACAACUGGCACACUGAUGGUUUAUUUUACGUUACACCCAAAAUAAACACACCCAUGAUUAUUUAAGAGAAUUAAUACAUGCCUUUUAUUAUUGUAGGUUAUUCCUACCCCCCAUAACCACAGUCGUUGCUGGAGAUCAGCAGUUUAAAUAGAAGUUAGAAUUAGCUAAAGUACUGUAUGUUUGGAUAAAACAGAGUGCAGAACUUUAUGAAAAGCAUGCCAUGCUUAAUUAAUUAAUCAUACUUUGGGUUUGUGCCUUAAGCCUUUAGAAAUUUGCUAUUCUUCUAUUCACAUUGCUGUUCACAGGAAAACAAAUUUUAACCAGGGGUGUCCAAACACUUGCAUGCCUAUAAUAGUGUUUUUCAAUCUGUUUAAGACAAUCAAAAUCAACUUUUUCUGAUUUCUGUUUACCAGAAUAGAUCAAAAGUGCACAAUCUCCCCCUAAACCCCGAUAUGGUAAACAUUUUCUCAGAACUGUAUGAAGCUAUUGAGCAAAUUAUGAGGAUAAAUCACAUUUUAUUUUAGUUAAAUAUUAGAGGGAGAAGUAAAUUUUGAUCUUUUGGUUAAACUCUCACUUAAAAUGUUAAAUUGCUUCCAAAAAAUACUGUUACAAUACAAUACAAUUACAAAAUACUAGUACAGUAACUAAAGUGUAUCAGUUGGUUUGGGCUGUUGGAUCUGAUUACAGUAAAACUGCAAUAUUGUACAUUUGAUAGAAUCCAGAUUGUAGUCGGUUAUUUAGUGUUUAUUGUUGUGAGCACAACCCACCAAAAAGUAUAUUUAUACUGAACAUUAGGCAUGCAUCGAAAUCAUUUUUGGUCACCAUUGCACAAAAAAAGAGAUAUUUAUAAAGUACUUAACAUUUUUAUCAGAACAAUAUUGUUCUGUAUGAAUGAUUCAGUCUUUUUGCAUAAUUCCAACAAAUAAUUUGGGUUGCCAAAUAUUCGGCGCAUGCCUACUGAACAUAUAAACGACUAUAAACCCUAAAGAUCACGAGAUCAUCUGUGGUCAGUCUGUGUUCCGUGUUACAAUCGUAAAAAGUGUUGACCUGUCACUGAUGUGUCUUAAGAGCAGGUUGUGUUUUAAUGGUGUGUUGAGCACAAAUCAAGUCAAAACUGAUGUUUCCACUAAAAUGUAAAAUGUCUUUGGCCAAAUGUACCUCAAAUAAAAGUCUU
Molecule: messenger RNA, 4661 nt
Organism: Astyanax mexicanus (Mexican tetra)
Lineage: Eukaryota; Metazoa; Chordata; Actinopteri; Characiformes; Acestrorhamphidae
Product: F-box only protein 41
Exons: 14
Coding region: 290-2518 (742 amino acids)
Molecular function (GO): protein binding
Source: RefSeq, a predicted model, not a curated record